This is a messenger RNA of Prosopis cineraria, 1744 nucleotides long. Its product is annotated as altered inheritance rate of mitochondria protein 25. Gene Ontology annotation, cellular component: plasma membrane. NCBI's taxonomy places the organism in Eukaryota, Viridiplantae, Streptophyta, Magnoliopsida, Fabales, Fabaceae. The record is from RefSeq and is a predicted model, not a curated record. The transcript is spliced from 11 exons. Gene Ontology annotation, biological process: plasma membrane phospholipid scrambling. Gene Ontology annotation, molecular function: phospholipid scramblase activity. The coding region runs from base 381 to 1526 and encodes 381 amino acids.
UAUACUGAUUCGUGGCCCGCUUCUUGAAAUUUUUGAUUUUUUAUGAUGACCGAAUCAGACUUGGAUCGGUUCUCGGUUGAAUCGAUUGGAUCGGCCGAUGCGAUCCUGUUCUAAUAACACUGCUUACAACUGAAAACAGAACUUGUUCGAAGAAGAAGCCGUUCCUCAUUCGCAACCUCUGGUAGAUUACGAAUAGACCCAACACGCGGGAAGACGAGAGAAGAGCCUCAUUCUACUUUCUAGUAGCUUUCUUGAAAUGGAAGAGUUGAGAGACAGCAUUCGAAUUCAAGAAUUUAAAGUUUGUUGAAUGCUAUUUUGUUUCUUCCAUUCUCGAUCAAACAAGUGGCAUUUUAGGAAUUGGGAGCUGAAACAGUGCUAAGAUGAAUCAGGUCAAGCUGAGUUGGUAUGGUUUAUCCAAAAUUAUCAGCUCCCGUGGGUCUGGGGUUAAAGAUUUGUCCGGAAAUGUUGUAGGGAAGUUGAAGCCUUAUGGAUUAUCGAGAAUGGGUUUACUUGGGCUCGAACAGAACGCCAUGAUUGUGACUCGACGAUUUGGGGGCAACAUUAGGAAUGAAAAUGAUAUUGAUCAUCAGUUGACUAGGGAUUUCUUGGCGAAGGUCUGGGUUGCUGAUAGGAAAGGCAAAAAUUCCCUGCGCAAGAAGAGAAGUAAAAUCAUUAAAUAUAUGAGUGAUGGUGAGCAAUUGGUUCUUAAAAAUCCUAGGUGGUUUUCGCGUUCAUCUGAUAGUAUGGAAGAGGGCAAACCUGUCUUGAAGCAACCUCCCCUCAGUCAAUCUGUCUCAGAUUUCUUGGAUCCAGAGAGUCCAGAAGAGGCCAAGGUAGCACGUCUGCUUGCUAGGUCCAACUUGCUUAUCACUAGAGAUAUUGAGUGGGCAAAUCUUGCUUUUGGCUUUGAACAGGAAAAUCGGUAUGCAAUCGUUGAUGUGUGCUAUCCCGAAUCACCUGUAGGUUUUAUUCGAGAACAGAGCAAUGUAAUUGCAAGACAGUUUCUUCGUACAAGACGGCCUUUUGUUGCCUACAUAACUGAUGCUAUGGGUAAUGAGCUCUUUCGGGUUCGUAGGCCCUUUUGGUGGAUAACAAGCUCAAUUUAUGCAGAAAUUAAUGGUAAGGAAAUUGGCGUAGUUCACAGGCGGUGGCAUCUUUGGAGGAGAAUCUAUGAUUUGUACCUUGGGAAUAAACAAUUUGCUGCGGUUGAGAAUCCUGGCUUUUGGAAUUGGACAUUCACCUUGAAAGAUAUUAAUGGCGAAGUUCUAGCCAAUAUAGAUCGUGAUUGGAGGGGUUUUGGCUUUGAGAUGUUUACAGAUGCUGGUCAGUAUGUGAUCCAGUUUGGGACUACUGAUCCCAACUCUAAGAUUGGGCCUGCGAGAGCGAUCCAGGACUUGGAAGUCGUUCGUCCAUUGACUCUGUCAGAGAGAGCUGUAGCUGUCGCUCUUGCUAUAUCAUUGGAUAAUGACUACUUCUCAAGGCGUCGAGGCUUGGCGCUACCCUUCAUUGCCGCUGAAGAAAUUUGACUUGCAGAAUGUCUCAUUCACUAAAAGUAUAAUCACCAAAACCAAUCUUUGCCCGGUAUGCUUUCAUAAUCGAAGGUGUUUUGAGCUAAACCUCAGGUUGAUUUAGUUCAUCUACUCAGGAUUGUUGAUCAUGUAUACUAAAUCAACAUGCUACUUAUCUCUUCUGCUGAUUCCGAAACUUAUUUUGAUGAGAUAUAGUGAUGCAAAUGUUUUAUUUA